AUGAACGACUUCAUCAUACUACCGCCGCCUCCUCUAUCAUCGUUAGAAGUGCCUCCUCCACCCCCUCCAAACAGCGAUGCGCCGCCUCCCCCACCUCCACCAUCAAGUGAUGUGCCACCACCUCCACCGAGCUCAGGUAUAGCGCCCCCUCCACCCCCAAGCGAAUCGGUAGUGAAAAAGCGUAAGCUUGAACCUAAAGCACAGCCCUUGAGCAUAGAGCAACUGCUCGCGAAGAAGAAAGCUCAGGAUGAAGCGGCUGCGAAGCCGAAGUUCUUAAGUAAGAAGGAGCGAGAGCGGAUUGCAUUGGAGAAGCGACAGAAGGAGUAUGAGGCUAGUCAGCAGAGGGAGGGUCCGGCCAAGAUGCAUGGGAAUGCGAAGGACCAUGCCAACGGAUCUACCAACGGGCAUCCUCCUCGUGGCCCACCACCGACAGGACCGAGAUCGGAGAGAACUAAUGGCCAUGUUCCGUCCGGACCAGCAGCGAUGCGCCAUUCACUGCCAAAUAAAGGCUACGAUAUGGCGCCUCCACCUCCACCCAAGGCCGUCGCUAUAGUCGAUGGGCCACAGUCACGAGGCAAGAAAGCAUCGGAAGACGAUGUCGUGGCCGAGAUGACUCGAAACCGCUACAUGGGCGCCGACACGAACACGAGCACGUUCUCCGCCAAGAAGAAACGAAAGCGGACGACGGAGAAGAAAUUCAAUUUCGAGUGGAAUACCGAGGAGGAUACGAGUAUUGACUAUAAUCCUCUGUACGCGACGAGGACAGAAACGAAUUUCUUUGGCCGUGGUAAGCUAGGUGGGUUUGCGGAUGAUGAGGAUCUGGCUGUGGCCCGACAAUAUGCUAAAGCUAUCGAGGAGCGGGAUCCGGAGGCCGGCCGGCAGCGUGCGGCGGAGAUACUGGAGAUGGAGCGAAGAAGACGAGAGGAGGGCGGCAGGAACGGCAUCGAUAAACACUGGUCUGAUAAGCGACUCGAUCAGAUGCGGGAGCGCGACUGGCGUAUCUUCAAGGAGGACUUCAACAUCGCCACCAAAGGAGGCGGGAUCCCGAAUCCCAUGCGCAAUUGGGAGGAGAGUGGGUUGCCAAGACGAUUGAUGGAUAUCGUGGAUGCGGUGGGCUAUAAAGAACCUUCGGCUGUGCAGCAAGCAGCUAUACCGAUUGCGCUGCAGAGCCGGGAUUUGAUCGGUGUUGCUGUCACCGGUUCGGGUAAGACGGCUGCUUUCUUGCUGCCUUUGCUCGUCUAUAUUACUGAGCUCCCUCCGCUGAAUGAGUACACGAAGAAUGAUGGGCCGUACGCCAUUAUCCUUGCCCCCACCCGCGAAUUAGCGCAACAAAUCGAGCUGGAAGCUAAGAAGUUCGCCACGCCUCUGGGAUUCAAAUGUGUCUCCCUUGUAGGUGGCCACUCCAUAGCCGAACAAUCCUACAACAUGCGCGACGGCGCCGAAAUCAUCAUCGCCACCCCGGGUCGUCUAAUCGACUGUAUCGAGCGACGCGUACUGGUGCUAAGUCAAUGCUGCUACAUCAUCAUGGACGAAGCGGACCGGAUGAUCGACUUGGGGUUCGAGGAGCCGGUGAAUAAGAUUCUCGACGCUCUGCCUGCUUCAAACGAGAAACCGGACACGGAUGAGGCGGAGGAUGCGCUGGCGAUGGGGAGUCGCAGGGCUUUUGGAGGGAAGGAUAGGUAUAGGCAGACGAUGAUGUAUACGGCUACUAUGCCCAGUGCCGUGGAGCGAAUCGCAAGGAAGUAUCUGCGUCGGCCGGCGAUCGUCACCAUCGGCAACGUAGGCGAAGCGGUCGAGACGGUAGAACAACGCGCCGAAUUCGUCGGCGGCGAGGACAAGCGGAAGAAGCGCCUGGCCGAGAUCCUGAAUAGUGGCAAUUUUGCCCCGCCCAUCAUCGUCUUCGUGAACAUCAAACGCAACUGCGACGCCGUGGCCCGCGACAUCCAACGCAUGGGCUACUCCUCCGUCACGCUCCACGGCAGCAAAACGCAAGAACAGCGUGAAGCAGCCUUGGCAUCCCUCCGCUCCGGCAGCACCAAUGUCCUCGUCGCUACUGAUCUGGCGGGUCGUGGUAUCGAUGUCCCGGAUGUGAGUCUGGUGGUGAAUUUCAAUAUGGCGACGAAUAUUGAGAGUUAUACGCAUCGGAUUGGGCGGACGGGCAGGGCGGGGAAGACGGGGACGGCGAUUACGUUCUUGGGGCAGGAGGAUCAGGAUGUUUUGUUUGAUUUGAAGCAGAUGAUGGGGAAGAGUGAGCUUUCCCGUGUGCCGGAGGAGUUGAGGAAGCAUGAGGCGGCGCAGUCGAAGAGGAGUGGGAGGGGAGGUGGGGUUGGUGGGGGUGGGAAGAGUGAGGAGAGUGGUGGGUUUGGAGGGAAGGGUGGGUGGAACUGA
Molecule: messenger RNA, 2388 nt
Organism: Recurvomyces mirabilis
Lineage: Eukaryota; Fungi; Ascomycota; Dothideomycetes; Mycosphaerellales; Teratosphaeriaceae
Gene: PRP28
Product: mRNA splicing protein prp28
Exons: 1
Coding region: 1-2388 (795 amino acids)
Molecular function (GO): nucleic acid binding; ATP binding; RNA helicase activity
Source: RefSeq, a predicted model, not a curated record